UCUUUUAAUUUAAUCGAAUUAACCAGCGCCUUUUGCUUUGCAGCCGAUAUCCACAACAUGAAGACCUUCAUCGAGUCCCAUAAAAUUUACUACGAGAAACAAGAGAAGAAAGGCCUGUGGGCUUUGGAUCUCGCGAAAAGAAUUCAUUCUGCUGAAGGCAAAGAAUGUUUGGACGAAGAGACUCUGUCACGGCUGAACUCGACACUGCUAGCGAUGCAGUCCAACAUGAGUUGUCAGUACGAUUCAUUCAUAAGCAAAAAGAAACGCGAACUGAAAGGCGACCGCCUUGGCCUUGCACUUUUGCCUUCCUUCGAGCAAUGGAUCGACAAUUUCGACGAAGAGGAGGAAGGUUCGCCCGGCGAAUUUAGUGAAGACAACGCCUAUUACACCGACAAUCCAGAAAAUUCCGAGAGAAAGAUAAGCGUUCAAGAAUCCACCGUCAUCAAAGAAGAGUCCAAAAAAUCCACAGUUGAAAAGACGAAGAUCGAGGUUCCUCCUACUAGUACCAAGAAUUCCGUCAAGAAGAAACGAGGUCCUUACAAGAAGAAAACUCCUGAGGAGAAGAAUGCCAUGAAAAUUGCAGGCGCUAAAAUUGAACAACUUCUGAUGGGCGCUUCAGAACCAAGAUAUGAAUCCAGUGACCGCAGUUUGGACAAUAAAUGUGAAAGCUCCGCUGAAAGUCUACCUGAGAAAAACAUGGACAGGAAAAAGCCCAAGAAGAAUGCGGCAGGGCAUAUUAAUUUUAAUUACGCUGAACAAAAUCAUGACAGUGAUUUUUCAGAUGGUCCGUUUAAAAAUGACACCACAGCAAUGCGAUCAUCUAGAAUUUCGAACAAAAAGCCUGUAAAGGACAAGAUUAGAAAUUUUACCACCGAUAGUGCCUUACAGAAACCUCGACAAAAAUUAAGUGACGGGAAAAGUAAGAAGCCAAUUUCAGUUAGCGGUAAAUAUCUAUUUGGUGACGACAGCAGUGACGAAGAUAGCGAUUUUGAGAACUCUGAAACAAGUAAGCAGACGGAAACGCCUCCCAAUAAGCCUGAAGUAUGUGAUCGUCUCGGAGCAAAUCAUGUAGUUAAUAAUCAGCCUAAUAAGACUCCGAACCUGCAAUUAAAGCUGAGUGAAGAAACACCUCCAUCGCUACCUAUUGGACGAAGCAUUCAUGGGAUUGCCAAGAUAAGCCGUGUAUUUGAUCGGGAAGUUGUAACUAGCAGUGCCAGACCUGAUAGAAAAGCUCGUAAAGACGAACCUGUCAAGUUAGGGGCAAGAAAUAAACACGUUACGCCAUCAUAUAACGUCAAGGAAAUUGGCACUCUAAUGCGAGAAACCAUGAAGGAGAAACAAAAGCUACUGAAGAACAACCGCUCCUCGAAAUCUCUUGCUACACGAAUCCCUAGAACAAUUUCUUCUCCAACUGUUAGCAAACGCCGCAUGCCGCUGGCCAUUGCUCCACCAGUAAAGUCCAAAUCAAUGCCGACUUAUAAACCUACUUCUCAGGAACUUUUGAGCUCAGAAGACAAAAUUUUGACAAAUUGCCAAUUGCUGGACAAUGACUCGUCAAUGUUCAGCUCGUCUAACUCUUUGGAUGACAAAACCGUUUCUUAUAAUCGUAAUCCACUUACGGAACAAAAAAGCUCAAUGAAGGCAACAAAUAAACUUUCCGAUGAGAGUAUGGACUCAUCUUCAGCCAAAGAUCUUACAAGUCUCAAUUUACUUGAUGAUAAUAUUGCCUCUGAUGCUGCAACUAGCGCCUCAUGCUCAGGCUAUUCCAACGAGGCCAGAAGUACUGAAGAGGAUGCAAGCGCCAAAGAGCCUGGAAGUACCGAAGAGGCCAUGAGCACCAAAGAGUCUACAAGGACCAAAGAGUUUGUAUGCACUGAAGUGGACGCAAGCACCGAAAUGGCUGCAAACACCGAAGAGGCAGCAAGCACCAAAGUAGCUGCAAACUUCGAAGAGGCUGUAAACACCGAAGAGACUGCAAGCACCAAGGAGGCUGCUAGCGACAUGGAGGCUGGUAGCGCCAUGGAGUCUGCUAGCCCCAUAAAGGAUGCUAACGCCAAAGAGGCUGCUAGCACCAAAGAGCCUAGAAGUACCGAAGAAUAUGUCAGUCCUGAAGACUGUGUUAGCACUGAAGAGCCUGAAAGCACCAAAGAGACUUCGUCUACCGAAGAGGCGGUAAACAUCAGAAAAGUGUCAGGAUUUGAUAAGGAAACUAAUCUUCCAAGAUCAAUUUUGAUGCAAGAUUCUCUGGAGUCUCCCGAAAUCUGUAAAACUGAGACUCAGCACAGCGAGACUGAGUGUUCGACCGAGUCUCAUGAAGUAAAUAACCCUGAGACUCGGCACAGUGAGACUGAGGAUGCGACCCAGCUAGUAUCAGAAACUUCGAAGUUGCCUCGACAAAACUGUGUUUCUGACGAUGUUUUUAAGGAAAGUUCUGCCGCUUUCCUCAAGAGCAUUCUCAACGAUGAUCUUGCAAUGUCAAGUGACUCCGAGGACGAUGAUUAUCUAAACGAUGAUCUACGUUCCUUUCCUUGUUCAUCAGAUAAACCAAGCAAUCCCUGUUCGGGUCAAGAAGUUAGCAUGUCUGCUGCAUCUCCAAGACAACCUCCUAUUGCUCUAUCUAAUCGCUCGUCUCCUGUGGAAUCGUUGAGUUACCAUAAAUUACCAACUUUAGCGAUGGAAAUUAUUUCACCAAUAAAAUCGCCAUCUUACAAUCCAAGCACCGAUUCCGCAGAAAUAUCAUCACGAACGUCUACCCCAAUGAAAAUUUCGUCGAAGGAAUCCAUCUCUGACAAAGACUGUGGUACUGUCAAGCACAAAAUUUUAUCUUUAGCAAUUGAAGCAGCCAAUGUACAAACAAUUAAUGAACCUGCAAGUAAAGUGCAAGGUACUUAUUCUCCAGUAGUGGUUGUGAGUUGCCCUACUCCUGUAUCGGUAGCAGUGGACGAAAUUCGUGGGAAUGCUUCGUCAAUGGACAGACGCAACACUUCGAAAUCAGAUAUAUCUAUUUCUGCUAAAAAAACGAAAGCAGCAGAAAAUGAUAAGUGGAUAAGUAUUAGGGGAAUUUAUACUGGUCUAGACCUAAGUUUGACUGACGAUGACUCGGAAAAUAGUUUUCUGACUAACAAGACUGGAGCCUGGACAGAAUCUUGGAACCACAACACCGAAAAAACUCUCACUCCGACCUUCUGUGAGCCGGAGAGCUCUCAGGUUGAUCGUUGCAAAGAAAAUUGUGAUAAGAAGUUGUGUUCGUCGUCUACUGUUGCAAGUUCCAACACUGAGGAUCAUUCUCAUGGGGCUGAUGGAAAAAAUGACGAUGUUGUUGUCAGCUCGAUUUGUUUGAGUAAGCAAAGCACGUAUGAUAAAACAAACUUUACAAAUACCGAUUCAGAAACCAUUAAUCAACGCAGUUUGGAUGUUACUCCUGCUAACUCUUCUGUCUGCGAAAACUCUAAAGAUUGUAAUUUUGAAGGUUUUACUUCACAGAAAAAAGUUCCUUGUACCGACCUAGAUACUGCCAUGGUUGUAGAACCGACCACGCUUCCAAACGUCCUCGACCAAGUUCCAAGUUCAUGUCGAGCAAACAUUCCUGGAAUUCUAGGUAGAAAUACGGGUGAGAAGACUCGAAGAUUCAGCGGCAGUGAAAGAGUCGUUGCCGAGUUUGAAUCACCGCAUUCUUAUAGUCUUAGAAGACGCUCCUCGUGUAGGGAUCCUCCAAACGAAAGUACUCCAAUCAAAAGCACUUCUGCCCAACGAUCUAGGAAGGAUUCUACAAAGAAAGCAAAGGCUUGUAAGCAACCUAAUUCUCGCUCUUUAAAUGAACCAGAGGCUGUUGCUGGCGAUGAAGAUCUGAUCUCUCCCUGCGAUGUAUCUUCCAUGGAAACCCGCGUCAAAAUUAUAGAGCCAGCACAAAAUUCAUUUUCUGAUGAUUACAAGAAAAAUAUCCGAUCAAUCUUUGACUCGCUAAAGUCACCCGAUUUAUUGAUUGAGGUUCCUAAUUUUGUACUACCUACUCAUUUUUCGGCGGAAUCCAAGUCAUUGGUUGGCCCUUCUUUCACAGAGGUUCAAAAGGAACACAGUGUAAUCCAAAAUUCGUUUGCUCCUUCAUUGCGGCGCUGUGAACACAAGCAUACUCUACCUCUUCUUCCUGUAGUGGAACCCGCCUCCAUUGCAUCAUCUUCUGACGUCGACGCGACCGCAAACGAAAUGGUUAUGAACCAGAAGCCUUUGGAUACCUCAUAUCCACUUGUUUCUGGCAACGAUACCACAAUAGAAAAAAAGUUUUCGAACCUCGAUUCUGAUGAGAUUUCCACUGAAAUUGUUGCCGGUAGUACAAAGAUGACAGAAAAAACUAACGAGUGCAACGACGCUGAUGAGAUUUCCACUGCUGUUGUCACCGAAAGUUCCUUGGCGACGGAAACAACUGCGAGUCACAAUUUUGAUGAGAUUUCCACUGCUGUUGUCUCCGGCAGCACGCUGACGAUGGAAACGGCUGCGAGCAACAACGCUCAUGAAAUUUCCACUGCUGUUCUCACCGAGAGUUCGUUGACGACGGAAACAACUGCGAGUCACAAUUCUGAUGAGAUUUCCACUGCUGUUGUCACCGGCAGUGAGGUCAUUUCUGUAAAGAUAGAAAAUAAGCAGAAACCCGUCGCUACAUUUUUACCUGCUGUAAUCUUGCAAACGCAGCAACGCUAUCGACUACGGAAAAAACAUUCCCCUUCGAUUUACUCGAUUCCGCUGAAAUCGAAAAUUUCUGUUGUCGAACGCGAACAUUCAAAGUCGAAUGUGUGUGAUCUCGGAAACGAUUGUGUUGAAAGCGUCCCAACCGAGGAUUCCGAUAACGUUGAGCAUCAGAUGAAAAAUUCACCUCUUACCUCGGCAAACAACGAAAAUGACGUACCUGCAACAAGUAAUGCUCAUGAGCAUUAUGCCUCAUCAGAAAAUACAGAAAAUUCAAUUUCCCUCUCAAAGACUUCUUCAACCACUUCUCAAAAUAGUUCAUCAUCUUCUACCGUCAUUCAAAAGGAUGACGAACUGGAACGCGAUCAGAACUCACCACCAAUUGUUAAAUCCUUCCCUCCAGCACGCAAGACCAAAAUUACAUCACUUGACGCCACUGACGGAACCUCACUCUCUGUUAAACAAGAGAUUCUGGUCGACCCCACCAGCAAGGCCUCCAGAAAGAGAAAAGCCAUGGUUUUCAAAUCAACAAAACGAGUCAUAAUUGAUUCUCCCCCUCGUCCUGUUGCAAAUUUUCGAAAGGUUAAUAGAGAGACAAAGAAAAAUAUGAAAACAGACGGGGAGAAAAUCAAGAAACCAUGCAACAAGCAAGUACAGCAGAGCGUCAUCAUUUUGAAGAAGAGUUCUAUGCAUAAACUCUCACAAAACAAAGUAAAUGUUAAACAGAGUGGUGACGCAUCACUCAGAUCUCGUCAAAGCACAACGGAUACUUCUGACCUUGAUGUUAAUGCCAUCAAUGAGGAAACGACGAAAGCUGAUGUCGAUAAUCCCAAAAGCAGAAAUUGUAUUGGUCUAUCGAAGACAAGCAAAUGUGAUGAAGUUGCGAGUGCAGAUGAAGCUCGGCAGUUGACAUUAGCUCCCAGAUCGCAGGAAAUGAACGUCAAUUUUACUAGCAGUGACUCAGAAUCAGAGCCAGAGCUCCGUAUUAUUAUUGAUGAACUUACUGUCGAAGCUGACUUUGUGAAAUGCAAAUCGGGUCAUGAAAAUUCUUCCGUUAUAUCGCCUCUUGGUGCAAUCGUGCAAGAAGGGCUUACUAUUGAGAAAAGUAAUGAUGUUUCUGGCGAUUUGGUCCGCGGCUCCGAAAAUGGUGCAGGCAGCGUGUCGAUUCGACCCGAUAAAAAGAAAAGAGUAAUACCAGACGAUGAGUCCCUCGAACCAUCAAUUUUAGGUCAAUGCAAAAAGUUAAAAACCGAUCUCGUUGGACAUCCGAGUAACGAAUUGAAACCUGUUGCGACUGAAAUUGUCGGAACUAAAAGCCCCCACACAACUGUGAAAGUUGGCAUUUCGACACCUCGCCAAACGGCAGGAAAGAAGGUAAACUUUUCUGCCAGUCAGUUGAAAGAAUUAGAGAGAAGGAAAUCCAUGUCUAAUCCAACGUCGAAUAUUGUAUCCAGAACAUCAGGCCAUCUAACUCCAUCAAACUUUAGUGCAACCCUCAGCGCAGCCAAGUCAAAGGUAUCUCGUGCGUCUUAUUCUCCCAAGAAUGCUUCGACAUUCGCGAAAACGUUGCCAGCAGCAAGAGAAAAGAAAGUAAACAUGAAAAGAACGCCAGGGCUUUUAAAAUCGGCUGCCGCUGCUGCAACAGCUGCUGCUCGCCGCACCUUUGUUGGGACGCAGCGACCGCAUGGUUCGCACAUGAAACGUGUCCUCCCACCUGCAGAUGAUAGCUCCUCAGAUGAGCUCUGUAUCAAGCGAAGCCCGGGAAAGAAAAUGCUCUUGGUUGAUAGUGAUUCUGAGACUGAUGAUUUUGUGUCACCAAAGAUGUCAAGCUCAACAUCUUCAAGUGAAAGAUUUGCUAAAAAGCGUCGAAUAAGCUCAGAAAAUUCACCGCUUUUAAAUAGUCAAAACCGAACUUUGGGUUCAGUUCUAGACAAUUUGUCACUAAAAUCGGUUCAUGUGAAGAAGAGCUCCAUUUUAUUAGGAAAUAAAAUUGAUUCAAGUAGAAAAAGCAAGACUGACAAUCCAUUGAUCGACAGUCCUGCCAUGCUUGAUAAACUUUCACCCAAUUAUACACCUGCAAGACAUAAAACUCCAUUGGAUUCUGACCUUCUCUCCAGCACAUCGGAGACAGGGUCUACUACUCUGAAAUCUAUGAUUGAUCCUCACUCAACAAAAUCUUCCAAAACGCUACCAAAACAUGGUUGCAGUAAGAUUGAACCUAAUUUGCGAAUUGAUGUCCCCUGUGACUAUCCUGCUGUAAGUUCAGCCCCUGCAAGUUUUCACUCCGGUCCCAGAAACAUAGCUCCGACCUCAGCGUUGUCAUCUACUGCCUCGCUUCCCGGCCCAAGUAAGAAACGUGAUUUGACUGACAUAAUCGGAUGUUCGGCUGAUAAUUCUCCCAAAGCUGUGAAUUCAGGUGUUAAUUCUGAAUUCCGCGAUAAUAUUAAGCCAAUUUCCUACUUCGGGAAAGAUAUCUUGGCAACUACUAACUCAGAAAACGAGUCAGCUUGUGAUCUUCAUAGCUCUGAAGAGUCAUCCGUGUCUGACGUCGAUGAUGAUAGCUCUCCACAGACCGUCACCGAUUCAACGGAACUUUAUCCUGUUCUUAAGCUAGCGGAUCCUGAACUCGAUACGAGUCGUUUUGAAGACGUAUUCGCCGAGUUCAGCGCUUUGAUAGAGACUCAGAUGCAAGCUCGUUUGGGAUCCUCUGAUUGGAAAACUGGAGUGCAUAGGCUCGUUAACGCGCUGCAGAGACGUCUUGCCAAAGUCGCUUCAGCUUCGAUAUUGAGUCACUUGCGACCCGUUGCUCGUGCCUUUAUCGAGGCUAUCUUGGAAAUAGAUCCUCUGGAUGAUUUACCUCUUGGAGCCCGAGCUUUGUGCCCAAUGCUUUACAAGCUGUUUAUGCUUGCAAAACUCAUUGAAGCGAACGUAAGCACAGUGCCAGCCCAUGCCCUGGAAGAACUCAUCACGAGUACAUGUGAAAGUUUGAUAUGCAACUCUGGUUUCACUGGAUCCAGUGGCGGAGAAAAUGCUCCCACUUUAUCAGCUGCAUCCGUUGCAAGCUUGUGUGCGUGGCACACGGCCUCCUGCUGCGUGGCAAAGAAAGGAGAUCGUAAACCUCAAUGGCAGCGAUCUCGUUGCUUCAUAGUGAAUGUUCUAUGCCACUAUCCUGGCUCAGCUCACGCUGCGUUACUUGCUAGUCUGUUCCUGGCUCGCUUCGUGUUCCUCAGAGUAGUCAAGUACCGCUCCAGCACCGGUCUGGAACGCGUUAUUAUAUGGCUUGUGCACCACGGUGAAUGGAUUGGCAAACGCAGCGUACGAAAGCUUCUCAUCGAGAACAUGAUCCAAAGGCAUUCUUGUGUUAGUCCUCCCGCUGAACCUCUGAUCCUUGUUCGCUCAAUCGUGGAUUCUUUGCUCCAGACAAAGAAUAAGGCGAAGAAAUUCAUCUUCUUGGACUAUCCUCAGAACAUCAAGACAGCACUCCUAGGCUUCGAGGUUCUUGGCUGUUGGAAGAGGAAGCCUUGGGUGACGAAUGAAUUGUUACCGUUUUUGGUAAAAGUUUUGGCAUCCAAGAAUCAAAUACCGGCAUCUAAACUCUGCCAUUGUAUUUCUAUCAUUACUGGUGCUGUACUGCCUCGUGUCGGCAUCGACAAAGAUGAAAUACGGGAACUGUUGCAGAAAAUUGAAGAAGACGGAGGUUCAGCCUUGCUCACAGCGUCGCGCUUCGUGGACCCAAAACUGCAGCCUGACGACGCUCUAGUGCCGAAGCUGCUCAGCGCGCUCGCCGAUUCCCUCCUGAAGAUCAUGCACGAUCAAGACGCCUAGCACGGCGGCUCCAUCGUGAAGAUCAUGCACGAUCAAGACGCCUAGCACGGCGGCGUCAUCGUGAAGAUCUGCCGUCAUGGGCUACUGAUCGGUCUUCAGGGUGGGCAGAACUGCUGAAGCGAACCUUUCCUGAUCCUGACAGCCAAAUCUAUUCAUCGAUGAAAUCAACUAUUAUUAAUCCUCAUGUUCAGUCCCGCAUUGAAUUUAAGUUUCCUACAAGAUAGGUAUGAACCUGCUUUAUUUAAAUUAGUGACCGCGUUAGUGGGAUCUUUUUACAUUUCUUUCUUAUAUCUCUGAGCUUUUGUUAUCGUGUAUUCAUAAAUGCAAGAAACACGUUCUUCCUUUCUACUAUGAGGUAUUCUUUCCGGUGGUUACGAUGUUAUUUUCUUGAAAUACAAGUAUAAAAACUAGCAACUUUCGGCUUUGGAAAAUGAGUUUAUCGAAACCUUGUAUUCCAUUACAGAUAUUAUAAGGUACCUUUUUUCGUGAGGUCCUUCAUGUUGAUUUCUUUAUUUUAUAUGGAUGCCGUGAAAGAUUUAUCGUGCCAUUUUCACUAAUUCUUAAACAACGUUUUAUGACUAAGGUACUGCGACUGUAAAGGACGCGUGCGGCUUACGCAAUGGUUUAUUACUGCAAGACUCUGCCGUAAUAUUAUGAUUGAUAUCGUGAGGUAUAUCGCGUAAAGGAUGAUGAUUCUUGUCUGCCCAUGACUCAAUAAAAGCACACAUCGUGCUGUGAGUCCUGAGCACUCGAUUUUCAUGUUUUAUAUCUCUAUAUAUCAAGGAUUUUAGCAGUUUUGAACCAGCUUAUUAUUUUGACUUCAACUAUUUAAAAACAGAAGGAUGUCUUAGUAUCCAGUAAUUCGUUUAAACUCGUUUGUCAUGUUCUCAUUGUUGAUGAUUUGUUCUGUUAUUUUUUUUACGAAGCGGAGCUCAAAGUUACUAUGUCUCGAGGAGAGUGCGUUCCUAGUCUCACUUGAUUUUUUUGAUUUAUUUACUCCUAAGUUAUGCCCUCUCUGUCAUGCUGCUCCUACGGAAACUAAGUAAUGAAUAGCAAUCGGAUUGUGGUGGUUUUAAAUGGAAAGGAAAUACAGUUGGGAUGUCUCAUAAGCAUUUAUCUCAACGAAUCUUAGGCUAGACACUAACGUAUGUGCGUCUUUGAUAUGUUCCCGUUGAAGUAUAUAUUGUAAGUUUGUAUCACGGACUAUAUAGUUUUAUAAUUUUUUCAAGGAAUAGUUGGCACCGUUUGUGGAGCCAUAAAUGUUAUUUAAGUAACGUCGCCAAAACACUUGUUGACGCGUGCAGUAACAGUGCCGGGUAACUACCGUAUUCACUCUUAAGACUUCUCUCUUGCCUGGUCACAUUUAUGCAGAAUCUUCAGAAACCGUAUGCAUGCCUACAAAUUUGAUUUAAGAAGCAUGUGCUUGUCUUUUUUCACAUUGGUUCUAUUUUUUAAUCAAAAUUUAUCACCUCAUGUUUCAUAUAUAUUUCAGUAAUGCUGAAUGAGUGAAUGUUUAUGCCAAAAGAUUCAUUUCUGUUGUGAUCUGUUCGGAUGGAAGGCCUCGAGACUCGUUUAAACUAAUUUUUCGAGCCCUUUUUAUUGUCAUAUUUGACGGAAUUGCCGAACGCAGCCGGGCAUUAAAUGUUCUCGAUUAUAUUGCGGCCUGAGUGGAAACCUUUUAAAGUACAAAUAUCUGUAGGAUAAGCCUCUGUUAGGGGCUUUGUUCUUAUGCUACUCAACGUUAGCAUCGGUCAUUGCAUGGUGUUGGAUGCAUUUGUUUAUAUUAUUGUUUCAACAAAAAGGAUGCUCUACUUGUGAUCAUACGCUGAUUCUAAA
Molecule: messenger RNA, 10341 nt
Organism: Hyalella azteca
Lineage: Eukaryota; Metazoa; Arthropoda; Malacostraca; Amphipoda; Hyalellidae
Exons: 4
Coding region: 58-8505 (2815 amino acids)
Source: RefSeq, a predicted model, not a curated record